Molecule: messenger RNA, 1290 nt
Organism: Aspergillus tanneri
Lineage: Eukaryota; Fungi; Ascomycota; Eurotiomycetes; Eurotiales; Aspergillaceae
Product: NAD-dependent epimerase/dehydratase family protein
Exons: 1
Coding region: 1-1290 (429 amino acids)
Biological process (GO): beta-D-galactose catabolic process via UDP-galactose, Leloir pathway
Cellular component (GO): cytosol
Molecular function (GO): UDP-glucose 4-epimerase activity
Source: RefSeq, a predicted model, not a curated record
AUGAUGGAGAGCCCUCAACAAUCCGAUGCAAGCACUCCUGUGGAGUCUUGCUCUCCUGAGUGCGUUGACACACCGGCAACGCAAUCAUCCGUCUUGUUUGAUGGUAAUCUAGAAGAGCUGCUGCGGAACUUCCCUUUUGACCAGUACAUUCUGGUCACCGGAGGUCUCGGGUUCAUCGGAAGUCACACAACAUUAGAGCUAUUGAAAGCCAACUAUAAUGUAAUUGUGAUCGACAAUCUCAGCAACUCCUAUCAAAUCGUCUUCGAUCGCAUCAAAACCUUGGCAUCAAAGCAUCAUGGGCAACAUGGCACAAAGAUGCCGUCAGUGCACCUACACUCUCAUGACUAUCGAGACACCGAUGCUCUUCGAGAUCUCCUCGAGCAAUACCAGGUCCAGUCCAGAUGGGGCACAGCAAAGUCUAGGAUCUCUGGAGUGAUUCACUUCGCUGCUUAUAAAGCCGUGGAGGAGAGCAUCAAGAACCCGCUGAAGUAUUAUGCGAACAAUGUGGCCGGCCUCAUCGACUUCGCCAGCACCCUAGGAGAAUACGGCAUCAAGACAUUCGUUUUCUCCUCCUCGGCCACGGUAUAUGGAACGUUGGCGACCUCUGGCCUUCCUUUGAAAGAAGAGCUUUGCGUUCACAAAGAGGAAACUUUCCAGAACCAUGAGGGAUCCGAACAACUCGUGAAGCCUGGAUGUUCAGGCAUCACUAAUCCUUAUGGACGCACAAAAUGGAUCUGUGAAGCGAUAUUAGCGGAUCUAGCGGCUUCUGAUCCUGAAUGGACAAUUGUAUCUCUACGGUAUUUCAACCCAAUAGGGUGCGAUGAGUCUGGUCUCCUUGGAGAAGACCCCAAACAGACACCCACCAACCUCCUUCCUGUCGUCGUCAAAGUCAUGACAGGACAGUAUAAAGAAUUGCAGAUGUUUGGGACAGAUUGGGACACAGAAGACGGGACAGCCGUCCGUGAUUUCAUUCACGUCACUGACCUUGCCCAGGGGCAUAUUGCAGCACUUGGAGCAGCCAACGAUGGAAAGCUGGUCGAAAACUUCCGCACCUUCAACCUCGGAACAGGACAGGGUCACUCUGUAAUGGAGGUGGUUAAUACCAUGGAAAGCGUGUCCUCGAAGCAAAUCCCACGGAAGGCUGCUGAUCGUCGGGCUGGAGAUGUUGGAUCCUGUGUCGCUGUGGCCACCAGGUCGCAAGAAGAGCUUCAAUGGAAGACAGAAAAGUCAUUGAAGGAUGCUUGCGUCAACUUGUGUAAUUUCCUGGAUGUCAGUGGCCUGUCCUCCUAG